AUGGGCAGCCAGAUCCUCUCUCAUCUUUCCAAACUCAAGAAUGAGCAAGGAAAAUUGACAAAGAAAGUUCAUUUCUUCGCCUCAUCCGGCGGAAAUGCGGGUCUAGCUGCUGUAUGCGCUGCGCAGAGUCUGGGAUACCCCUGUACCGUAGUGGUUCCUGCUCCCACGCCAGACCAUAUGUUUGAUAGACUCUACGCGGCCGGAGCGGAGGAGGUGGUUAAAUUUGGGGAAACCAUCGCCGCGGCGGGGGUUUAUAUGAAGGAUGUUGUUAUGAAGGGUGCUCAUCGAGAGCGUCUUCAGGAGAAGGAUGAGGGUGAGGAUAUUGCGAAAAUUGCCCUUCAUCCAUUCGACGACGAAUCUAUCUGGGAAGGAAAUAGUACUAUCAUCAAUGAACUUGAGAAACAACUUCCCCUUGUCAUCGAGGAUGAUCAAGAACAGAAACCAAAUGACGAUAACUACAAUGAUCUACCUCUCCCCGUGGAUGCCAUAAUCUGCAGCGUCGGCGGCGGAGGGCUUAUGAACGGCCUAAUCAUGGGACUGGAGAGGUUGAAACAGAAAAAGCAGCAGCAAAAACAACAAGCCUGCACGGAUAAAGCAAAGAAAAUCCAUAUCCUCGCGGCGGAAACUGAAGGAACGCACAGCCUUUCCCUUUCCCUCUCCCGACGAACUCUGAUUACGCUUCCGCGGAUUACGUCCAAGGCAAUCUCACUUGGCGUGGUGCGUGUUUCUGAACGGACUUUCCAAUUGGCCUUGAACCCGCCGGACGGGAUUGAAGUGCACAGCGUAGUAUUGUCAGAUGCAGAAGCCGCAAGGGGCGUGCUGAGCCUCGUGGAUUCCGAGAGGGUGCUUGUUGAACUUGCAUGUGGUGUCUGUGUGGACGUUGCUGUUGGCUCUGCUUCCUGGUCGUCAUCACUGCUGCUUCCUGGGGCAGAUUCAAAGGCUGAUACAGGUGGGAAAGUGUCAGGUAUCACUACUACGAGCACCGGAAACACACCCAAGAAGCGAAAGAGAACACCGUCAAUGGGACAUGGUGACCAAAGUGGUAGAUUGCCGCCAUCCCUCUCUGCUUGCGCGAAAACAGAAGAAAUAGACGUCGACACGGUGGAUAUGAACAUGCACACGAGCACGAGUAUGAAUCCAUCAAGUGAUGAAUCGGAUUCUAGCAGUCUCUCUGCACCGAUGUCUCCGUCCUCUGAGGCCACGGAAGUUACGCUCCUCUCCGAUGACUCGACGGGACAGUUCAAGUCAAAGCUCCAUCAGCUUCUUCCGAACCUGACUCCGAAGAGUAGAGUGGUUAUCAUUGUGUGCGGUGGAAGUAAUGUAACACUCGGCAUGGCUGCUAAGUGGAGAGAACUGUUGAAGAAUGGAUGGAUUGAGAAGUCAUAG
Messenger RNA from Monascus purpureus, 1386 nucleotides. The record is from the annotation of a GenBank genome assembly. NCBI's taxonomy places the organism in Eukaryota, Fungi, Ascomycota, Eurotiomycetes, Eurotiales, Aspergillaceae.